Opisthorchis viverrini is the source of this 2094-nucleotide messenger RNA. RefSeq lists its product as hypothetical. NCBI's taxonomy places the organism in Eukaryota, Metazoa, Platyhelminthes, Trematoda, Opisthorchiida, Opisthorchiidae. Gene Ontology annotation, cellular component: cytoplasm. Gene Ontology annotation, biological process: oligosaccharide metabolic process; glycoside catabolic process; glycosylceramide catabolic process. Gene Ontology annotation, molecular function: alpha-galactosidase activity. The annotation marks the transcript as partial. The record is from RefSeq and is a predicted model, not a curated record. The transcript has 4 exons.
GCCAUCCGAGGUCGUACGUAGCAAAUCAAGGAGUCACUGUGUGUCAAGUCUAUCUGUACGUGUCUCACCAUCAAAUUUUCUUCAUUGUGUGGCCCACGCAAUGAGGCCACUGGUGAUUUUGUGUACAGUCCUAUUAAAUGGCGUCUUCGCUCUUGAAAAUGGUCUCGCCCGAACACCUCCAAUGGGUUGGAUGAGUUGGGAAAGAUUUCGUUGCCAGACAGACUGUGUGCAGUAUCCCGAAGAUUGUAUCAGUGAGAAAUUGAUUAGGCGCACUGUGGACCGUAUGAUAUCAGACGGUUGGAAAGAUGUGGGGUACGAGUACGUCAUAACUGAUGACUGCUGGCCAGAAAAAGAGCGAGAUCGGAACACCCAGGAAAUCGUGGCCGAUCAGACAAGAUUUCCUAGUGGUAUUGAGGGCCUUGGAGAAUAUAUUCAUGGUCAUGGUCUAAAGUUCGGUAUUUAUUUGGACUACGGAACAAUGACGUGUGCUGGCUAUCCGGGCAGCAUGGACUUUCUGGAAAUUGACACCAAAAGCCUGGCAAAAUGGAAAGUAGACUACGUCAAGGUUGAUGGAUGCUACAGCCCAUUGGACGAAAUGCCCGAAGGUUAUGAGAAGUUCGGCGAACUACUCAAUCAAACUGGUCGUCCAAUCGUAUACAGCUGUAGCUACCCGGCCUACAUACCGUGGAGAUCGAACCCAAAAAUGUUGGACUGGCAGCGUCUCAAAACCAAUUGCAACCUGUGGCGAAUGUUCGGUGAUAUUGAUGAUUCGUGGGACAGCGUCCUAACAAUUAUUAAUUUAAUGCGCGACACACAGUCUACCUUACAACCAAUUGCCGGUCCAGGGCAUUGGAACGAUCCAGAUAUGCUAGUAAUUGGAGACUUCGGAUUGUCCUUGGACCAAGAGCGCGUUCAAAUGGGAAUGUGGUGUCUUUUUGCAGCUCCAUUGCUUAUUUCUGCUGAUAUGGACCACAUGAAUCCUGAGAGUGCAGCAAUACUGAAGAAUCCGCAUCUGAUAUCAAUUAAUCAGGAUUCUGGUGGACAUCAAGCCAAAUACAUCACGACCAAAAACGGUGUACAGUUAUGGACAAGACUAUUGGCUGAUCAGCCUAAUACCUGGGCGAUUGCGUUCAUGAAUCCCAUCAGCGGUGGUGGUCCAAAGGCAAUUUCGGUUUCCCUGAAGGAGAUGCAGCUUGAAUCACCACCUCCUGAGCCCGUAUUCUUCGAUCUAAUCGACGUAUUUGAUGGCGAAGUGUUUACAUCCGUACAGCUAAAUGAGAAAUUUACAGUGCGUGUUAAUCCCACGGGAAUUGUUAUGUUCAAGGUGGAAGUGCACAAGCCCGCAUACAUUGCUCACAUACUUCUGCAUUACUUGGGCCUGAGAAAUGUUUCAGUGAGUAUCAUAUGAUUGUACACACUGACUAUGACUAACUAUACUUUCAGUCCCAUUCUUGUUCACACCGGUCUCGAACCUACUCAUUCCUAAAAUCUUUAGCCUGAAAGUGCAACUGCGACUUCGUUCAAAUUGACUUGUAAUUCCCUCCAAAACGUCUAAUUUAUUUCACUCUGUCACACAGUGUCCUAUUUGGGUUGUUUUUCUUCCUUUUGUCUCUGUAAGGAAGUAAUACAUCUCUCCAGUGAUACUGUGUGUACGCGACCGGCACGUUCGCCCAUGAUUAUCUCAUAAAUGGUUUGCUAUCAAAGUUACCAGGAAGACACAAUUCAUCACCGUUAUCAUCAAUUCAUCAAUUGUUAUCAGUUCAUCAUGACCGUUAUUUUCCGUACAGCUAAGUUCCAUACUGUGGAUUUGUUAGUCCAUGCUGAGAGUAACAAAAUUUCAGAAAGACUGUGAAGUAACUUACUUUUUAUCAUAUGAUCAAAUUGAGAAUAGGUUUGCUGGAGUAACGUUUAUGAUCAUGCUCAUAUAUUUUUUCGAGUAGAAUAUUUGAAGCGGCCCUGUGGCUUUGAGUUUUGACCGAUUCAGUUGCACACGCACCCACAAAAAUGUGUGCCAAGCCCUGUUUUCGGAAAAGGCUGGGAAAAAAUCGGUAGAUGGGCAACGUUUCACUUUUGAUACAAAAGCUUUGUCAGGCG